AAGCCGCACAACAUCCACAUCCAAAUCAGAACACGAACACAUUUCAUCGAUCCAAUUAUGAAGGUCCUCAUCCUCUGUCUCAGUGUCCUCUUGCCUGCCUUGGUCUUGGCCGAUAAUGACUGUGCCAAGCACCGUUUCGCUCGGGGCGAAUGUGCCGUCCUCUUCGACGAUAGUAAAUGCGGAGGCUGGAAGUAUCCGGUGAAAACCGGCUACCAUGAGCUCUCAUUCCGACGACGCAACGAUGUGGAGUCUUUGAUCGUGAAGGAGGGCUGCAAGUUUACGGGCUAUGAUCACGAUGGAACCACGGCCAAGGAGAGGGGAGAUUUUGUGAUUGUGGAUGCCCGCAACAGUCGCCGUCCGGAGGUGAGGGAGCUCAAGGGGGACAAAAUGGACGAGAGGAUCUCUUCUUUGCAGUGCUUCUGCGAAUACCAAGGCCGACCCAGUUUCGUUGGAAAAUAGGAUGUUGUGAUCCUGUUAAAUAUUAUCUUUCGAAUUGGGAACCUUGUUCUAAUAAAGCAUCAAAACAGCCCGA
Tigriopus californicus is the source of this 532-nucleotide messenger RNA. RefSeq lists its product as uncharacterized. The transcript has a single exon. Bases 58 to 459 code for a protein of 133 amino acids. Lineage: Eukaryota; Metazoa; Arthropoda; Copepoda; Harpacticoida; Harpacticidae. The record is from RefSeq and is a predicted model, not a curated record.